Molecule: messenger RNA, 1650 nt
Organism: Plectropomus leopardus (leopard coralgrouper)
Lineage: Eukaryota; Metazoa; Chordata; Actinopteri; Perciformes; Serranidae
Source: RefSeq, a predicted model, not a curated record
GAGGAACUGGACCGAAGCACAAAGAUACUGCAGAGAGAAAUACACAGACCUGGCCACCAUCACCAGCAUGAAGGACAUGAACAGCCUGACCAACAGCUUUAAUUUAAGCGAGCACCAACAGUUAGCCUGGAUAGGACUGUACGACGACGUGGACAGCUGGAGGUGGUCACUGUCAGACACGAGCUUCUACGGACACGGAGAGACCGAGUUCAGACGAUGGGGGAAUAGACAACCAGAUAACCAGGACAGUGGAGAAUACUGCACAGAGAUGUGGGCUGAUGGCUAUUGGAAUGACGCACCGUGUGAUGUCCGUCGUAAGGUGGUCUGCUGUGACGUCACAGGCUCUAAUGUGACUUUUGUCUUCAUCAACACCACCAUGAACUGGACUGAGGCCCAGAGCUACUGCAGACAGCACCACACAGACCUGGCCAGUGUGAGGAACCUGGCAGAGAACCAGCAGGUACAGCAGCUGAUGACUGCAGCAGGAGAGUCAGACGUCUGGAUCGGCCUCUUCAGAGACUCCUGGAAGUGGUCAGAUGGAGGUAACUCCUCUUUCAGGUACUGGAGACAAUCGCAGCCUGAUAACCGUGAGAGUAAGGAGUUUUGUGUGGCUGCAAACUUUAACCAGUCUGGAAACUGGGAGGACUGGAACUGUGACUACAAGAGAGCGUUCAUUUGCUACAGCAAACCCGAACCACCAAAGCCGACUACGACCAAGCAAGUGUUCAGACUGAGGCUGAGCAAAGAGGACUCCUCUCUGGACCUGAAUGACCCUGCUGUGGCCGAGAGCCUCUUGAAGCAGAUCAAACAGAAGCUGAAGGACCAGGGGCUGAGUGACGACGUCAGACUGAGCUGGAGGAAGCAGCCGGGUGGAAAAAUCUUCCACAAGGAGGAGAAGAAGAAGACCACGGAGGACGAGCUUUAAGCUUCAGCUGUCUGUUUUCAGCAGAGAAAAGUGAAUUUCUUUCCUCAAAGUCCUCACGUAACGAGUCAGAGCAGAGCUGCAAGAAUACGCUGAGUCAUGGAUUAUUCACAGAUAUUAAGAUCAUCCGUUCAUCCUUAAAGUCGUUUUGUGAGCUGGUUCCAGCUUCUUGAUGCUUUUCUUUGUCAGAUAUGAUCAGAAACUUCAUAUCUGAAAUUGUUGCUCCAUUAAAACAAGACACAAGAUUUAUCUUUUUGGCCCGUUGGAAAUGAUAACAGGCUUUUUCACUUUUUUUAAUAGAUUAAAUAAAAUAAGAAAAAAUGCUUUAAGAUAAGAUAAAAUAAAGUUAAGAUAAAUUAUGACUUGACUGGGGAAAGUUCCAGUGAAAUGUCUUUUUCCUAAUUAGACAUUUUGUAAAUAAAAUACUUUAAGAUCAAUCAAGAUUAGAUUAGAUGUUUUUUAAAAAAAGAUUUGACUGAAGGCCACACCUUAAAAAUAAGCUUUAAUUAUUUUUGGAAACUUAAAUAAAAAAAAGAGAGAAAUAAAAUGCCUUUUUUUAAAUUGAGAGUCUUUUUGCAACAGUACUAAAAUCGUCAAAUUUUGUUAAUUCCAGCUUCUCAAAAAUGAAGAUUUGAUGCUUUUCUUUGUCAUAUAUGAUCAUAAACUUAAUAUCUUUGAGGUGAAUUUAUGUUUGGGUGGUGGGAAAUCAUAACAGGUGUUUGGUUUUU